CAUUGAUCACAAAAACGGCAAAAUAAAUAAAUAUCAGAUUUUGCAACAAAUUUUCAGUGGCGGUUCUUCGGUUAGAUUUUGGUUUCAGAGUGUUUUAGGUUACGGCUUGCGGUUUGCUCAAUCAGACUUGGGCCCUUUACUUUGCAUGCGAGUUAUUCUAAUUGGUGGAGUUGGAUAUGAAAUAUUGUUGAUAUGGAAUGUAAUAAAGAUGAAGCUCUUCGGGCAAAAGAGAUAUCUGAGGUGAAACUAGCGGAAAAGGAUUAUCUGGGAGCAAAAAAGUUUGCCCAAAAAGCGGAGAAGCUAUGUUCAGGACUUGAAGGUCUGUCACAUCUUUUGAUAAUUGUUGAUGUGUACAUCUCUUUUGAGAAGAAGAUUAACGGUGAACCAGAUUGGUACAGUGUUCUUGGUGUGCGACCCACAGCCGAUGAUGAAACUAUCAAGAAGAGUUAUAGGAAGCUCAUUCUCUCUCUUCACCCUGAUAAAAACAGGUUGGUUGGAGCUGAAGGAGCCUUUAAGCUUGUGUCUCAGGCACAUGCAUUACUAUCUGAUAAAACUAAAAGAAAAGUUUAUGACCAAAAGCGCAACCCAAGAUCCAUCUACCAACCUGUCAUUGUAACUCAGAAAACAACCUCUACUACUCAGCCCACUCAACCGAACCGUCGGCCACCAAACACCACUACAUUUUGGACUUCGUGUCCAAAGUGCUUAAUGCAAUUGGAAUAUUCAAAAGUCUACCUCAACCAGAAAAUUCUUUGCCCCAGUGACGAGUGUCAUCAUCCCUUUUGGGCUUUAGAGCUGUCUCGCCCACGCACAAACCAUCUUUCAACAAUGGGCUAUCCUCAAAGGCAGAAUCACAAUGGAAAUCAUCACAUAAACAUUCAGCAGGGGUCGUCCAUAAAUUCGUCCGAUGUCAAUCGUGUGAAUGUCCAAAAGGAUUCAUCCAAAAACACUUCGUCUGUUAACAACAGCGGACCGUUUAAAAGCCGCCGAGAAGCGAAAGUAGGUGCAAUGAGUUAUCAGACUUCAAUUUCAGAUGGAAUUGCUAAAAAGAGACAUGUAACUGAACAAUCUUCCAUGGUAAAUGCCUGCCAUAAGUAUGCGAAAGUUAAUUACGGAGGGGAAAAGGUCAAUGUUUCUUCUACAAAAAGCAAGCUUAAUAAUAGUAAGAGGGAAUUGUCACAACCUGAAAUUCGUACUAUGUUGUUGACAAAAGCGAGGAAAGAAAUUCUUAAGAAGAUGGAUGAGUGGAAUGUGGAAAAAGCUUUAAAGAAUGAAGGUACCAAGAAAGAAGGUGAGAUAAGUAACAGUGAUAAAACCAAAAAGUAUGCUGAAAAAGUCACUGUAAAUGGUAACAAAGUUACAGAUGUAAUAAUGCCAGUAAAAGAUACUAUGGUCACAGAUGAAGUGGACUCUGAUGCUAAGGGCCCUGCAGCGGUACUGAUGAGUGUUCCUGACCCAGAUUUUCAUGAUUUUGACAUGGACAGAACUGAACAUUCAUUUGGUGAAAACCAAAUUUGGGCUGCUUAUGAUGAAGAAGACGGUAUGCCUCGAUACUAUGCAAUGAUUCAUAAUGUCAUAUCAAGAAAACCGUUCAAGAUGGAAAUAAGUUGGCUGAACUCUAAGAGUAAUUCUGAAUUAGGACCAAUUAAUUGGGUUUUAUCAGGGUUUCCUAAAACAAGUGGAGAUUACAGAAUGAGUAAGCAUGAAAUCAACACCUCGCUUAAUUCUUUCUCACACAAGGUUCAGUGGACGAAAGGCAAAAGGGGGGUUGUUCAUAUCUACCCUCAAAAAGGGGAUGUGUGGGCCCUUUACAGAAACUGGUCUUCUGAUUGGAAUGAGUUCACAUCAGAUGAUGUGAUACGUAAAUAUGACAUGGUGGUAGUCAUUGAAGGUUAUACUGCAGAAAAAGGGGUGAAGGUAGCUCCUUUGGUUAAGGUUGCUGGUUUCAAGUCAGUAUUUCAUCAACAUGCUGAUGUGGCAAAAUCUCAAAUUAUUCCUAGGGAAGAGAUCUUUCGUAUGUCUCAUCAAGUGCCGUUCUAUAUGCUCACAGGUGAAGAAUCUCUUAAUGUUCCUAACGGAUGCUGUGAGCUUGAUCCCGCUGCACUGCCAUUGGAGCUCCUACAGACCACAAUUGAACCAAAAGUGAAGUCAGGGGAGGAUGGGAAUUUAAAGAGAACUGAGGUAAAAGGGAUUAUAACAUAUUCUAGGAAAAAAGGGAAAACUUGUGAAACUUCAAGGACCAAUUAAGUGAUAGAAGAAACCAUAGUGGGUGGAUUUAGGAAAGAAUAGCAGAUAGAUUUGAAUUAGAGGCGGAGCUUAGUUUCAUUUUUGGACUCAACCAUGCCUGCAACUUAAAGACAGUAUAAAGGGCUAUUUUUGUGGCAGUUGAGCUUUACAAAGGUUAACUUAACUUUUUGCUUUGCUGUAAAAAACUUAUUUCCUUUUUUUUGCUUACCGGAGACAUGUUAUAUACAUGAAAGCAGUAGUUCUCUGAA
Erigeron canadensis is the source of this 2495-nucleotide messenger RNA. RefSeq lists its product as uncharacterized. The record is from RefSeq and is a predicted model, not a curated record. Bases 193 to 2247 code for a protein of 684 amino acids. Lineage: Eukaryota; Viridiplantae; Streptophyta; Magnoliopsida; Asterales; Asteraceae. The transcript has 2 exons.